GUCAUUCAUUAGUGCGCCAGUUGAAUAAAACCAGCAGCACGUCCGGCUCCGCCAUAAGAUAAAACUCGCAGCAAGUGACGAGUAAUUGCACCAAAAGUGAAUUGAUUUGCUCCAUUUACACAAUGAAAUACAUUCUCAUAACGGGGGGAGUCAUUAGUGGUGUUGGAAAAGGUGUUAUUUCAAGUUCGUUUGGUGCAAUUUUGAAGUGUUGUGGCAUUGAAGUAACGUCUAUAAAAAUCGAUCCCUACAUUAACAUAGACGCUGGCACGUUCUCGCCAUAUGAACACGGGGAAGUUUAUGUAUUGGAUGAUGGAGGUGAAGUAGAUCUUGAUUUAGGAAAUUACGAACGUUUCUUAAACAUUACCCUACAUCGUGACAACAAUAUCACAACCGGAAAAAUCUAUCAAGCCGUGAUAGAAAAAGAAAGGCACGGUGAUUAUUUAGGCAAAACGGUUCAAGUUGUGCCACAUAUUACUGACGCUAUCCAGGAAUGGGUAGUUCGUGUAGCAAAAAUUCCCGUCUCAGAAUCGGGGAAAAUCCCCGAAGUAUGUAUAAUCGAAUUGGGAGGAACGAUCGGUGAUAUCGAGAGUAUGGCCUUUGUGGAGGCAUUCAGACAAUUCCAGUUUAGGGUCAAACGAGAGAAUUUUUGCGUAGCUCAUGUGUCUCUUGUUCCUCAGCCCCGCACAACCGGCGAACACAAAACCAAGCCCACCCAGUCUUCCGUGCGAGAGCUCCGAGGACUGGGUCUCUCUCCCGACAUAAUCGUCUGUAGAUCAGAGAAACCAAUAGGCCAGAAUGUCAAAGAUAAAAUAUCGAAUUUUUGUCACGUCGCUCCGGAGCAGAUAAUCAGUAUUCCGGACUUGCGUUCGAUUUAUGAAGUUCCGGUGUUUAUGGAAUCGCACGGUAUCGCCGAAUAUCUUUGCAGUCGGCUGGAUUUAGGCGUGAAACUUUUGCCUCCAAUGAGGAAAUACAUGAGGCAAUGGAUUGAACUCACCGAACGUAUCGAACAUUUAAAAUAUGAAGUUAAUGUGGCUUUAGUCGGGAAAUAUACGAGAUUGGAGGAUUCGUACACGUCUAUAACCAAAGCACUACAACAUGCUGCCAAUAAGAUUGGGUAUAAAGUUAAUAUUAAGUUUAUCGAGGCUUCGAAUUUGGAGAAGGCGAUGUUAGCGGAAGAUCCUGCAGCUUAUCAUGACGCUUGGCACCAGCUUUGCAAAUGCGACUGUGUUGUGGUUCCUGGAGGUUUCGGCAAACGUGGCGUCGAAGGCAAAAUAGAAGCAUGCAAAUGGUGUCGUGUUAAUUCGAAACCAUUUCUGGGCAUUUGUUUGGGAUUCCAAACUGCUGUGAUUGAAUUCGCUCGUAAUGUACUUAAUUUUAAAGAUGCCCAUUCGACCGAAUGUAACGAAACCGUGGAACACCCUGUGAUUAUAGACAUGCCCGAACAUAACACGGGCGAUAUGGGAGGAACAAUGAGGUUGGGCAAGCGAACGACGGUUUUCAAACCCAAUACCCAGAGCAAAAUUAAGCGUCUUUAUGGCAAUAAGGAGCAAAUCGAGGAGCGUCACAGGCACAGAUACGAAGUCAAUCCCAAAUACAUUGAAGAUCUCGAAAAGCAAGGAUUAAAGUUCGUGGGAGUGGACAUUGACGCAGAACGAAUGGAAAUCCUGGAAAUCCCAACCCAUCCCUAUUACGUAGCAGUGCAAUUUCAUCCCGAAUAUUUAUCAAGACCCAUGGAACCCUCACCACCAUUUAUGGGUCUUAUUCUAGCUGCUAAAGACAGGCUUAACUCGUAUUUUGCUAGAGGUUGUAAAUUAUCUCCCAGAGAACCACAAUCGGAUUAUUACGAUUCUGAUGAUGAUGUGGAUCAUUUAACGUUGAAACAAGCUACGCUUUAUUCCACAGAUGAAACUGAUGGAAGCAGUACUUAAAUUAUUCUAUGAGAAACUAACAUUCCUGUUGUCAUAGUUGCCACAAAUACUGUUUAAAAAAUUAUGAUUUUUAAGUGAUGGGCGACUUGAUAAAUUUUUGAUCAAAGUAGUGUAACAUUAACUAUCAAACGUCAAACUUGACAAUUGUCAUUCAUAAUUUGUUGUUACGUUUUGAUCAGAAUUUUUUUUUAUUAAAAUGUUGCUUACGUAGAAUUGCCGUUGUGUAAAAAUGGCAUUUGACUACUAUUUUUAUCGAAUUUGACUACUUCAUCACAUGAGGGAAAGUAAGUUUAUUUUACGAAUCCUCCUUUUAUUUAUCUUUAUAUUUGGACGUUAAUUGGCAUUUGUGCCCAUCAUUAUUCAUAAUUUUUUAAGCAGUAACGUAACGUGUUUACCAUAUUCCUGUUUAGUGUUAAAUUAUUUGAGUUUAUAAAAAAAAAGCGCAACAUUAUUUUGUUUAUUGAAGAGUUUAAGAAUAAACAUAUUUUUGCUUUA
This is a messenger RNA of Tribolium castaneum (red flour beetle), 2423 nucleotides long. It is a transcript of the gene Ctps, whose product is annotated as CTP synthase. Gene Ontology annotation, biological process: pyrimidine nucleobase biosynthetic process; CTP biosynthetic process. The coding region runs from base 123 to 1928 and encodes 601 amino acids. The transcript is spliced from 7 exons. Lineage: Eukaryota; Metazoa; Arthropoda; Insecta; Coleoptera; Tenebrionidae. The record is from RefSeq and is a predicted model, not a curated record. Gene Ontology annotation, cellular component: cytoplasm; cytoophidium. Gene Ontology annotation, molecular function: identical protein binding; CTP synthase activity.